UCUACUCCCUCCCCCACGCAGCCUCAGCACCGUACUCAGUUACAUUGCACCCAGCUGAACGAGAGGUAACGACACUCUUUUCAGAAUUAAAAAAGAAAAAAAUGUGUCUAGUUUUCGGUAUGAACAUAUUUUGUAUUUUUGUUUUGGAUUAAUGCGUUACGCAAUGGAUAACUAUCGGCUUUUCAACAACCUCAAUGUGAUAUAAUUCUAACGGACCGGGGAUGACAAAGACAAUAGGAUACCGAGACUGGAGAUGGCUUGUGCUCUGGUGGCAUCAUUUCUUUCUCUUGUGGAGUACAAUAAACGCACAGACUGGUUACAGCAUCCCGGAGGAACUGAAACAGGGCUCUGUGGUAGGAAAUCUAGCCAAAGAUCUGGCUUUGGGACUAUCAGACAUUUUUGACCGUAAGCUGCGUGUCGCCUCUGAGGCUGGUAAGCAGUAUUUCAGCGUCGAUGCGGGGAAAGGCGAGCUGGUGGUGAAUGACAGAAUAGACAGAGAGACUAUAUGUGGACAAAGCGCCCGCUGUGUUCUACCACUGCAGGUCGUCAUCGAUAAACCGUUACAAUUGCACCGGGUUGAGGUGGAAAUACAAGAUAUCAAUGAUAAUUCUCCAAGAUUCCCCUCGCAAGACAUAACAUUACAAAUAGCAGAGUCGACAGCGGCAGGGGCACGUUUUCCUUUGGAGGCAGCGCAAGAUCUUGAUGUCGGAGUGAAUUCAGUGCGGUCCUAUACUUUGAGUAAAGACGAUUUUUUCAGUUUAAAGAUUAAAGAUUUGUCGGGUGGGAGGAAAGUCCCAGAGCUAGUCUUGUCUAAAUCUCUAGACAGAGAAAAGAAGCCUGUUCAUCUGCUUCAACUAACAGCUAUAGACGGGGGGAACCCAGUGAAAUCUGGGACCUCGCUGAUAACCAUAAAUGUGCUUGAUAAUAACGAUAAUUUUCCUGUAUUUGAGAACAAUGUUUACAAAGUCUCUAUUAGCGAAAAUAGUGUACAAGGUGCAUGCAUCCUUAAACUGACAGCAAAAGAUAUUGACGAGGGUCCUAAUGGGGAAAUAGAGUACUCUUUUGGAACUCACACACCAGAUACUGUACUAUCGAUGUUUGAUGUUGAUUCGUUAACUGGGGAAAUACGUCUUAAAGGGAAACUAGAUUUUGAAACAAAUGCAAAUUAUGAAAUAGACAUUAGCGCACGAGACAGAGGGACUCCGUUAAUGGAGGGACAUUGUACUGCUCAUAUUGAAGUAUUGGAUGUUAACGAUAAUGCUCCACAUAUAUUUCUGACCUCCAAACCAAACUCUGUGCCUGAGGAUGCACCAAGGGGUACUGUGGUAGCUUUAAUCAGUGCCCGAGACCUCGACUCCGGUGACAACGGUAAAGUUACAUUACAGCUACCCAGGAGUUCUCCUUUUAAUCUGAAACCCUCCUUUUCUGAUAAUUACGCGCUGGUUACCGGCACUGCUUUAGACCGAGAGAGUUUCUCAGACUAUAACAUUGAGAUAACAGCCACUGAUUCAGGCUCGCCUCCUCUGUCGACAAAGAAGACUAUAAAUGUAAAUGUUACUGAUGUGAAUGACAACCCCCCUGUAUUCACGCAGCCCUCCUAUAAUGUGUAUUUAAAAGAGAACGGGGUACCAGGCUCUAUACUGUACUCAGUUUCAGCAUCUGAUCUGGAUUUUGGUGAAAACGCCAAAAUCUCUUAUUCCAUCUUGGACUCUAAAGUGCAGGACGUUUCUGUCUCAUCGUAUGUUUACAUUAACUCAGAUAACGGCAGCAUCUACAGCAUGCACUCGUUUGACUAUGAGAAACUGAAGGUGUUUCAGAUUCAGGUCCAGGCAAAGGAUCAGGGCUCUCCGUCUCUCAGCAGCAACACCACUGUCCAUGUUUUUAUCCUGGACCAGAACGACAACGCCCCCGCUGUUAUUUACCCCUCCUCCGCUGCCCUGGGCUCCCUCUCCCAUCAGAGGAUGCCCCGCUCCGCUAAAGCGGGACACCUGGUUACUAAGCUGACGGCCGUGGACGCUGACUCGGGCCAUAACGCCUGGAUCUCCUACAAACUAACGGAGGCCACAGACGCCUCUCUGUUCACGGUCAAUCUGUACACAGGGGAGGUGAGGACUAAACGCGCUGUGUCCGAGCAGGACGACUCCUCUCAGAGGCUGCUUAUAGAGAUCAAGGACGACGGGGAACCGGUCCAGUCCGCCACAGUCACGGUGUCCAUCCUGCUGGAGGACGGCCUCCAGGAGCCUAUCUUAGACCUUCGACAGAAAGUGUCCGAGCCCAGCAAGAAAACUGGUAGAAUCACUCUGUAUUUGAUUCUCUCUCUGGCCUCGGUGUCCGUGCUGUCUCUGGUGACGUUUCUCAUCUUAGCGGUUAAAUGCAUGAGGAGCAGCAGAAGCAGCGACAGUUGCUGCAUGACACGGAGCGACUGUGAUAAUUACAAGAACCCCAACAGAAACCUGCAGAUUCAGCUCAACACGGAUGGACCUAUCAAGUACGUGGAGGUCCUGGGAGGAGACAUGUUGUCUCAGAGUCAGUCCUUCAGGUCCUGUAUGUCUCCAAUGUCAGAGUACAGUGAUUUCACUUUGAUUAAACCCAGCAGCACCACUGACUUUAAGGAGGUGAUCAGUGUUCUGGAUGCGUCUCUACCCGACAGCACCUGGACCUUUGAGAGCCAGCAGGUGAGCAGAUGACAGACCAGCUUAUACAGGUGUUCAGUCAUUCUUAGCCUGAAUGAGCUUUGAUCAUUAUUUGGACGGUUUAGCAUUUUUUAUUAUUUAUGUAAAAAGAAAAUAAAGAAGUUUUUUUUUAAAGUGAAUGUUUUGAAGCGAAUCAGAGCACUACAAA
This is a messenger RNA of Cyclopterus lumpus (lumpfish), 2841 nucleotides long. RefSeq names its product protocadherin gamma-C5-like. Gene Ontology annotation, molecular function: calcium ion binding. Bases 222 to 2687 code for a protein of 821 amino acids. The transcript has a single exon. Gene Ontology annotation, biological process: homophilic cell-cell adhesion. Gene Ontology annotation, cellular component: plasma membrane. The record is from RefSeq and is a predicted model, not a curated record. NCBI's taxonomy places the organism in Eukaryota, Metazoa, Chordata, Actinopteri, Perciformes, Cyclopteridae.